Molecule: messenger RNA, 11093 nt
Organism: Leptopilina boulardi
Lineage: Eukaryota; Metazoa; Arthropoda; Insecta; Hymenoptera; Figitidae
Product: mucin-5AC-like
Exons: 16
Coding region: 351-9899 (3182 amino acids)
Source: RefSeq, a predicted model, not a curated record
CAUUAGACACUCAACCACUGUCCGCGCUACCAGUUUGCAUAAACGUGUUCGCCAUAUAAAAAUUUUAAUCACAAAAAAAAAAAAAUGAUGCAUCUCACCUGAUGAUUGCGGAAAUUGCGCGUCCAUCGUUGACCCGCUAAAAUAUUUUUAUUUUCCAAAAAAAAAUAAUCUCCAGUUUUUAAAUAAUUUUUUUUUUGGCAAAAAGAAACGUAUAUUUGUAAAUUUUGUGAAACUCGUGCUGUGAUAUAUUUUUUUUUUUCAAUAUUGUGCUGUGGUGAUUUUUAUUUUCUCGGGCGGAUUUAUGAAGUGAGUGUGAUGUACGUAACGCUGGAUUAGGAGGCGAAUUUAGAAUGGAGCUGAGGUUUUCAAGAUGCUCGGUGGCUCUUUUGCUGCUUCUAUUCGUUGCAGUAAAUGCUCUUCGUGGACCAGGAGUGCCGGUCGACGAACCAAAGCUACCGGCACCAAGGAGCCGGGGGAGUUCAAGAUUUAAUGCUCAAAGUGCCAGAACAACAGAAUCACCUCCCGAUUCAAUUCCCAUUCAAAAAUCAUUAAACAGACGUGGAUCAUCAAAUCGAAAAACAAAUGGAUUUAAUUCAUCACCCAUUGAGGAGGGAACAACAUUAAAAACCACAAAAAUAGAAUUAAAUUCCAAUAAUCGAAAAUUUGAACCGAAAAAAUCAAUAAAUAAAAAUCAAAGUACAACAUCGUCAACAAAUGAUGAAAUUAGUACAACUAAUCGAAAAGUGAUUUUUAAUAAAAAAAAUUCCAAUCAACGACAUUUGAUUGAUAAUAAUUCACCGGAAGUUGGAAAAUUUCAGAAAGUCUCUACUCGAUCACGACAAUUGAACCGUAACAUUCAAUCAGAUCAAGCGGAAAAAAUUGUUCUCGAUAAGAAUGGACCAUCAAUUUUUUCCGCAACAAACAAUUCGGAUGAUUCACGAUUAAGAACAGGAAGAAAAAUUCAAACAACUUUUACACAACGUGAAUUACGAAGUGAAAUUCCAGCAUCCAAAAGAUUUGCAUCGCGACGAAGUGAUGAUGAUGAUUUAAAUUCAGAAAAAAUUGAGAAAAAAAUCGACAGUGUAAAUAAUUUGAGAAAAAUUAUUGAUCAUUCAAAGAGGGAUUCGUUACCAGCUGGAUCGGAAAAUAUUAAUGUACCAGCAAUUCUUCAGGUUACACGAAGAUCAGCACCAUCGACACAGUCGACAAUUACCGAGGAAAUUGAUUCGAGAAAAUCACGACAAAGGGGUAGAACUUCAUUUGCAGAAAGUGUUCGAAGUGAAGAAUCAAGUAGAAGUGAUUCUAGAAGAGUUCCAUCAAGAUCGGAUCAAAUUGGAAACGAUGAGAUUGUCAACAGACGAAAUGGAAAUAGAUUCUCGAAGGACGAGGUCGAUACAAUAAAAAUGAGAAGUUCGGAAAUGAAAUCAAGAAUUGGUGAUAGUGAUUUAAGAUCCAGGGGAAGAGGACAAGAUGCAUCGUCGAUUAUUCAAGAUGGAAGGACUAUGGGUACAAGUAACGAGAGAAGAAAUGGAAGAUCAAGAAAUCAGGAAGAUUCGAGAAAACGAUCUAGAAACAGAUCGAGAAUUGAACAGUCAAAAUCUUCAGAAUCAACAACAUCACAGGAAACGGUGACAGCUUUCCCGGAAGUAACAGCUUCUGGUGGUAGAACUGAUUUUGAUUCAGGGUCUUUGAUAAUCUCCUCGCGAUCAGCAACCACAGUGUCUCCGAAUAGCAGAAUCGUGUCAACAACGACCUCGAGAGCCACUAGGAGAGAAAGUGAAGGAACAACAUCAACAAGAUCGAGGGAGCGAACUGGAACAUCGAGACGUAAAGCCUCCAAGGAGGACUUCUACAAUCAUGGCCUUGGUUUCAGGGGCAGAAGACCAUUACCUGAUUCUUCAACUGUUGGUACAAUAAUUACCACUGAAAUUCCACAGAGAAUUGUAACAACAACAAUAAUUCCACAAGAAUCACAGGCAAGAGGAAAUCCUGGAUGGUCAUUGCAUAGAAGACCGUAUACUGGUGCUGAAUCAUCGCUAGUGACAACGGAGGAGGAAAUCACCACAACUUCCGGUUCAGCGACUAAAUCACCAGGUAGAAGAGGCAAUAAAACUUUUGUUAAAGCCCCUGGCGAUUCACCGAUCAUUUCUGCCAAUCAUGAAAAUAUUGAUGACGAAAAUUAUCCUCCAGACUUUAAGGAAAAAUUAGCUCAAUUGAAAAAUUUGGGUUCAUCGUCUGGAGCAAAAGCAACCACAAGAUCUCCAUUACAAGGCAACAAGAAAGCAUCAACAUCACUAUUCUCCGCGAGGUCCAGAAUGAAAUUGGAAAAUGCCAGAAAGCUAGUGAAACCUGAAUUGCUCGAUGAAGAAACAAAUUUACAAACCGAUUCAAUCAAUGAGAGAAAAAAUUUGGAUAUUGAAGAAGAGAAGAAAUUGGAAAACAAAUUAUCUGAUCUUCACACCGAAAGUACAUUGGGUCAAGAGAGUGUUGUCAAACCAAAAUUAGCAAGACCGAAAAAAAAUGACGAAACAAAUAAAAUCCAUAAUUUCACACCAAAAUCACGUAUUUCAUCCGUUAAAGAAGAUGGGAAAAAUAAAUCUCAAAAUUCAACCAGAAACAGUGAUUCUUUUUCAAAAUCUCGUUCAACAUUCAAAAUUAGAUCAAAACCAAAAGUUGAAAAUCGAAUCGAAGCUAAUAAUUCCCUAGGUAGGGGAAAAUCAUUUACAAGAAGAACUAAUAAGACAAAUGAUUAUUCAACGACUCAAAAACCAAAAAGUACGUCGAUUCGUCGUUCGUUGAAAAAUACAGAAGAAAAUAAAUUAAAAUCAUCAACAUCUUCGCGAAAACCAAUUUCGCGAUACAGAAAUGCUUCUACUGGAAAAUCAGGAUCAAAAUACAAAUUUUCAAGGACCAGUACAACAAAUCAAAUUAAUUCCAAUUCAAUUGGAGAAAUAACAGAAAAUCCAGUGACAAUGAAAAAUUAUAUCUCAGUAACAAGAUCACUUAGUACAACAAUUUCUGAAGAGAUUUCAACGAAAAAAUUGAGAACCAAAUUAUUCAAUGAUCUCUCGAGGAGCAGUGUUGAUGAAACGAGAUUAUUGAAGACAAAAAAGGAGCCAACAAAAAUUAAUGAAACAACGACAACACCAACAACAACGUUAGCAACAAAAAAUGUUCGACCAACCAGUCGUUAUUCAAGAAAUAAAGUACAAGUAUUUAAAACUGAUUCAAUUUUAAAAUCAAAUGUCACAAAUAGCGAUCAAAGUGAAAAGAAAAUAGUGAAUAGUACACAAAAAAUAGAUCCACGUUCAAGAACUGCAACCUAUCGAAGACACUCGGAAGUUGCACAAAGCUUGUUGAGAUCAUCGACUGUUGAGCCGAAUAGCAUUGAAAUAACACCGAAAGCAACGAGAUUUCAAGUGUCGACUAGUAACCCUUCACCACAGUUGGUAACACAGGAACCCGUAGUUAAUGUGAAGGUAUCCAAUGAUUCCAAUAGUGUGCAGCAGCAGUCUCUUCAAAUUCUUCAAGACGGCAAUACAUUCACCGGAAAUAGUGGCAAUAUCUUCAAUCCCACUAAGAAUGUCCUUGUCACUGCCGGAAAUGUUACUCUUUUAGAGCAAAUUAGAGGAACAGUGGCGCCUUUACUUGGUUCAUUGGGUGCCAGAAGUCCCAUUUUUUCUGGAAUCUACAAUAAUGCCUCAAAUAUCAAUACAGCCGUCAGGAUAACGCCAAAUGGAUCUCCACCGAGAUUUAGUGCAAGAUAUAAGGGCGCCGAACUUUUCGUAAGAAAUCCAUCCAUUUCUCAAUCUGCUAUUCCAACGAUUACAAGCUCAACUACGCCAUUUACACCAAUCGAGAAUUCCGGCUUGCCACCACCAAUUGAAGUCUCAAGUAAUGGAGAACCAAAGGUUCUAACCUUCUAUCAAGCACUGGAGUCAGCUUCCAUCACCGACGAACAACUUAAAACUAACUUACAGCAACUCGGACGAGUUGCACAGGUAGACAGACUCACUGAUAACGACCCCAACGGCACGAACAGUUCUAACAAUGACAUAGAACCAAUAACAGUAGCAGUAACAACCACUAAAUCAACCUUCAUUACCCCUAAAGAAAUUCUACCUUCGGAUGCCAUUCCCCCAACGCCCGAGGCUACCCAAACUCCUGACAGAACCCCAACAACUUCGGAAAACCCAACCACCUUUGAGAUGAUCUCCACCUCCGAGUUAAAUCCACCCCUUGCGGAUGUGAGUACUUUUUUGGAUGUCAACAAUCGAAUUCAAGCAGCUACCACAACCAUAAGUACAACAAGUACAGAAGCCGAAGAUGCCACUAGUUUUUCCAAUAUUCCUAAUUUUUCCAACAAUGAUAUUGGCGAUUUAGAAUUCAGUCGUAAUGUUGCAAUUAAUACUGAUAGCUCUAAUUUAGAAGCAACAACAAUAGGCGCUAGCCAGGAAAAUGUUAGAACCACAGAAGCAACUUCUACAACUGAGAUGAAUGUUUUUAUUGUAACUCCCGUUAAACCUGAAGAUACCACUGAUUCUGGAUUUGAAACCACAACUGAACUUAUUUCUAAAUCUUCAUUUGAAUCCACAAGAUCUAUUCUUGAUUCUACAUCUGAAAUUGUUCCUAAUUCUACACCUGAAUUUAUUCCUAAUUUCACGCCAGAAUUUUCGACUGAAUCUUCAUCUAAAGUCUCUUCUUUAAAUGAUGAAGCUCUUUACGCCACGUCAAAUUUUAGAGCAACUACUGACGAAGAAACUUUUCAAAAAUUGACAAAUUUUGAUGGAAAGAAUGAAUUUUUAGGUUCGGCUUCGACAGUUAAUCCGGCUAGAACAUCUGUACUGAAUAGGGGAUACUUUUCCACUGAAAUACCUGUAUUCACUGAUGGUUUUUUAAGUACCACGGAUAGAGUUGUUGAUAUUAAUAAUAGAGGAAAUUUUUUUGAGAAUUAUGCAUCAACAGAAGUGCCAUUUUCAUUAACUGAAACACCAUCAACAGAAAUAUCAAGACAACUACCAACAACAGCAACUGAAACACAAUUAUCUGGAAUGUCAUCAACGGAAAUGCCAUCAACGAUAGCAAUAUCAUCAACAACAGAAGUGCCAUCCACUACUACAGUAUCAUCCACUACUACAGUUCAAUCAACAACAUUAUCAUCUACAACAGAAUUUCCGACAACCACUGAAACAUCAACAACUGAAAUGCCUACUACAACUACAUCAACGGAAUUACCGACCACGACAAUGUCAUCAGCAGGACGAGUGAUGACAUCAUCGACUACCAAAAGGACAUUGACAACACCAAAAAUAAUCCCUUCCACUUUAAUACCAAUGGGAGGAUUUCCUCGACUUCCUAAGCUGCAGUCUUUUUUGGACACCCUGGCGCAGUUGGGUAAUCCAACUAUAAAAAGCCAGGUAAUGGAGAAUAUUGAGACAACUACAAUGAUUGAUCCCAAUAUCAUAAACGAAUCAACAACACCGCUCGGGAUCCUAACCACUAACUCCGCCAUAUUUCCAAGAAUUAAAGAAACCAAUUACGAUCCAAGAACUGAAAUGACCAGUGCUCCUGUGUCAUUAAUUGAUCAAACCACUUUUACGAGUUCUAUUACCGGAUCUAAAAAUCCAUUAGAUGUCGAUGUGACCUUAGAUGAAAAUUUCAGUACAACAGGCCAGACAUCAUUUGAUUUAUCAACUCCUCUGUCAAAUCAAAUGAAUCUCAACAUUGUUAAAGACGAAUUUAUGAAUAUGACUCAAUCUUGGAUCAAUGACGGUGAUAGUGACACACCCUUUGAUAACGAACUACUCUCGCGCCUAAUGAACGUAGCUACAAAGCUUUCUCCCAAAUCUCCAAAUGACACGGAGUUAAUGUCAAAGACUCCUCAAAAUCGACCACCUGUAGAUAAAAUGCCUUCACUUCUAGGUGGGUUUCUUGACAAUACUGAUAGAACCCAAACUACCGAAAGUACGACUACGGUAGAUAUUGACACGACCCUUGCGCCCAUUUUAAAUUCCUUUUCUCGAUUAAUUGAACAAACGCCUCGUGCAGAAAUCCCCGAGACAACAAAUUAUCCAUCACUAAUCACCGACUCACAGACUAAUGAUGCACCAUCGACCAUUGCACCUGUUUUAACAACCGAACAAAGUAUUGACUCACGUAGCACAAAAUCACCUCAGACGCAAACCGCUAGUAUUUUAGAUUUAUACGCAAUGUUAUCGGAUCUUGUCACUAAAGCACCCACAAAAUCAUCAGCACCGUAUAUGGGAACCCAGGAAUUCACACUAACACCCAAUUCCACCGAGCUGGUUGAGGAAACAACUCCCAAUACGCCUUUAGAAACAACCACUGGUUCAUUCAUCACAACCCCUGAUUCGCUUCCAAAUCCAGAGACUGUUAUUCCAAAUGUGCUUACACGUUUCCAGGAUUCUUCGUCAGCAACCGCCCAAACGACGGCACGCCCCAACUUUAUCUCCUCAAACCUAUUGGAUUUUCCGUCUUCAUCUAGAAAUCCCACAACUCCAUCCACCAGGUUACUACCAACCAGUUUUGGUGUCAAUUUUCCAACAACUACCACCAGAUUAUUACCCACCGGAACCUAUUCUCCUCCAUUAAGUAAUUUUGGAACAUCUCUUCCUCCUUUAAAUAAUUUUGGUACCACUCCUCCUCCUUUAAAUAAUUUUGGAACCACUCCUUCUCCUUUAAAUAAUUUUGGAACCACUCCUUCUCCUUUAAAUAAUUUUGGAACCACUCCUCCUGUGAAUAAUUUCCGAACAACUUUUCCUCCUUUGAAUAAUUUUGAAACCACUCUUCCUUCUCUAAAUAAUGUUGAAACCACUUCUUCACCUUUGAACAAUGUUGGAACUACUUCUCCUCCUUUAAGUAAUAUUGGAACCACUCCUCCUGCUGCAACCACUAUUCCUCCUCCAAACAAUAUUGGUACCACUCUUCUUCCUAUGAACAAUGAUGGUAGCAACUUCCCGACAUCCACCUCCAGCCCUUCAACGACAGCAGCAUCAUCCUCAAAACUGUUGAGUAAUGACGCAACACGAGUGAUGAAUCCAGCAGCAGGUUCAACACCUACGAUGACAACACCAUAUAUGGGACGCUUUGGCGGAUCCAGACUCACCCCAGCUCCGAGAUUUAGUUCAAGUUCAUCAACGACAGCUCCAUUGAGAGACUACUUGAUCUAUGGGAUCUAUCCAAAUAAGACGAUUGUUCGUAAGCGACCUGAGGACAAUUUGAUCGAUGCAAGGAACAUUGAUAGCCCCUACGUCAUCUUUGGAAUCUAUCCUGAUGGAAGACUUGUUCGCAAGUUUCCAAAUGGAACGGUAAUACCGGAUCCUCCCAGCAAUCCAGUUGAAGUUGUUUUCUCGCUUAGUACAUCUACUACCACUAACAGGCCCAGUCUACCCGUUUUUACUGAUAAUCAGGCUAACCAAGGUUUCCGUAAUCAGAAUGCUGCUCUCUCUAACCCAGUAGCCACAUUGGAAAAGCAGAUUAGUCUCGUUGGUACCAAUGAUGUUGACAAUGGAUUGUCGGGUAAUGCCAUCGGCCCCAUUGGAACAACUACAAGCCCCGUUCCCCCAUCAGUUAGCACCACUCAAAAAAUGGUGAUAAAUGCACCGAAUGCAACAAGUUCAGUGCCAUCUGCAACAAGUUCGAGUUCCUCGAAUUCUAAUGUCGUCGCAGGUUCGAACGGUAGUCAACAGGGUGGUCGGAUUAUUCAGGAUCGAGAGAGGGACGAGGCCACCAGGACGAGAGAGGCCGGAGGUCAACGCAACUCCAUGUACAUUGGACAGGAUAAAUACAUCAAUUAUUGGAUCAAUGAUCAACCCAAUUCAAAUCCCCAAGUUCUCAAUGUUAAAAUUAAUUCCGUCUCCACUGCAUCAAGUCAAGGUACUGGUAAUUCACCUCCAAAAUUGCCAUCAUUUCACUUAUCACCAAACAGUGGAUCUGGUACAAUUACUGUUGCUCCAAAUUUUGCCUGGAAAGAUCCUUUGGACCAAAUCUUUGGCAUUACCACAAAUUCUCCACCCAUUUCCGCUUCUGUUGCAUCAAAUAUUUUGGAUGAUGUUAAUGCUCAAAUUUUCGCUUCAAAAUCAUCGGGAAUUUCUUCAACAACCUCAACAACUUCAUCUACAUUGGCUCCAACAACAACAACAACUGUUGCAACAAAUCCAACAACGACAUUUGUUCCAUUCACAACAACAUCAACAACUAAUUUAAAAUUAGUUAACACACCAGAUGGAUUGUUUACUACAAAUAUUCCAAAAGAAAAUCCUUUUGGUACAACAUAUGAUGAUUUGGCCUUCCUCAAUACUCUGUUGAAUACACAAAGAUUUGGAAGAACAACUCCAAAAACUCUGACAGAAGUUGAAAAACUUUUAGCGGACAAGAUAUUAUCUCUGGCUCUUGGUAAAGCUGGACCAACGAGAUCGCCAAAAGCAAUUCAGCCAUCGAAUGCCUCCCCUAAUUUGCUAAUCGAAACUGACCCUAAUCCAGAAUCUGGUCCAGUGGUAAUAGACCUCUAUCCAAGUUCAACGACCGAAAAGUCGAAUACCGCCACUUGGAAACCGAUUACAUCAACUAGUCCCGUGAUUGUGAAUCCCUGGAAAACACUAUUAAAUGGCAUUGCCGCUAAUCAGAUUCAUAUUUCAACUCCUAAUUCCGUUUCGGGCGUUAGUUCGAGUUUGAGAUCUCUUUACGAACAACAGACCACUGUUUCUUCGAUUCCAAGAACAACCACAGUGACAACAACAACCAGUACUACUCCGAGAACAACGACAACAACCACUCCGAAGACAACAACAACAACAACCACUACAACUCCGAGAACAACGACAACAACCACUCCGAAGACAACAACAACCGAAAAGAUAACUACAACUCAGAGGACAACAACAACUGUUAGAACAUCAACAACAACUCCUCUUCGAACUUCAACAACACCUGCUGGAAUUCCAACAAGACAAUUGGAAAUAACAUCCAGACCAUCUAGACCAAGAACAACUACCACAGCACCAAGAUUGGGUUUUGGGGCGAAUUUAUUGAGGACACUAUUUGGGGGCAACUUUUUUGGAAUACCAACAACACCAACGCCGGUGAGAAAUAAAAGACCUGUUAGACCAUUAACAACUGUGAUACCCAUCACAAGUACACAGAUAAUUGAGCAGAUUCCAAAAGGACCUUUCUCAAACCUCGAUGCUAUUCAUCUAAUUCCGGAUGUUACAAAAAAGAAUCCAAAUUUGGAAGCUGCGAGUAGUUCAGCAGUUGAUUCAAAAUUAACACAAAGCACCACUUUUUCACCCGAGGAAGACGCUAAAUUUUUGUUAGCACUUCUUAAUGCUGCUCAAACUAUGGGAUCAUCGACCCUUUCUCCAAUGGGGCAAGUUUCUAAGGACGAUGAAGCAUUCUUGAGGGCAAUUUUGAACGGUCAGCCGAGUAUUCAACCACCUUCUUUAAAGGGAGAAAAUGUUAAAAGCGAUGCUGCAUUAUUGGCUGCAUUGCUCAAAGCUGAGGGUAUCGAACCUUCCACUCCGGCUAACCAACUGAGAGAACAACUUCUCGUUGCUGGUCUUGACAAAAAUAGAGAUGCAAGAUCUUCGACUACUUCCACAACAACAACAACAACUGUGAGAACAACCACAAGACCAAGGCCAGCGGCUCCAACGUGGAAGCCAUCGUCGACAUAUCCACCGCCAUUAUUUGGUGGAUUUAAUUUUGCUGGAUCUUCAGAUUCAUUCAAAGGGGAUUCAAAUGAAAAUGUUCGAAGUCAAGUUGUAAAUGCUGCCAUUGGUGUUACCAGAGCUUUCAGUCAAUUUCUCGGCGGUGCCAUUAUGGGUGCAGCUAAACAAUUACAGUCCUUCGUGGGAAAUGGAACGAGAUCGUUCUUCUCUUAAGUGAAAGUGAUAUUGAUUUGAAAUUUAUUUAAUUUAGUGUACAGCCAUCAUAGUUUGAGUUCCAUUGGUUGCGUCAGAUGUUUUUUUUUAAACACUAUAUAAAGUGAUAUUUCCUUUUCUUCGAGAAACUGAAUUAUUAGAAAAGUAAUUAUCACAAAGUGAUCGAAAUAUUUUGAAAGAAUGCAAUAUUUCUAUAAAAAAAAAAUAAAUUUUCAGACACUUGAAAUAUAAACUAUAAUAGUGAAUUGGAACAAAAAUUAAUUAAUUACUUCAAUUAAAUUACUUAAUUUAAAUUAAUUUAAUUCGAUUACUUUAAUUAAAUAUAUUUCAUUUAAUUAUUUUAAUUAAAAUAAUUCAAUUCAAUUAGUUUAAUUAACCCUACGUCAUUAUGAGGAAUUUUCUUAAAUGGUUCAAUAUUUUACAAAUAAAAUUUGUAAUACACAAGAUAUAAUUCGUUUCUAUAAUUUUCAUUGCAUCAUUCUUGAAAACAUUUGUAAAAAAAAGUACUUUAGUUAAACAUAAUAAUAAAAUUUAAUAAAAUUAAAAAUAAAUCUUGAAAAUGUGAAAAAUUUACAUCAAUGUAAUUUUUUUAACCCUUUGACGGAGGGUUAAUUUAAUUCAAUUGAAUUACUUAAAAAAAAUUAAUUUAAUUCACUUACUUAAUUGAAUUAAUUAUAUAUACUAAAUUAGCAUUGUUUUUUUUUGGAAAAUAUAAACAAUUUUCAAAAGCUUACAAAUAAAAGUGAAAUAAUUAUGCUCAAUUAAGGUGUUUGGUGCUCAAUGAACUUCAACCCAGGAAGAAUAAUAUUUAUAAUAAAAAUUUUAACUGUCAUUUUUUUUGUAAAAUAAACUGUAAAUAUUGCAAUAGUCUUUGGAAUAGUUUUCAAUAAAAAAAAAAUUAUACUAAAAAAAUUCACGAGACUAUUGCAAUAUUUUUUCUUGUAAUAAAUGUAAUUAUAAUUAUAUUUUAAUCUCGUCAAGAUGGUGCAAUUUCUUUUUUAAUCAAAAUUAAUUUUAAAAAAAAGAAGAAACUAAUUAAAUUUGAAAAUUGCAUCAUCAAAGAUGAAAUCUUAUUUAUGGAAGAGAAUCGAGCUUUGUUUUUUAAGUAUUGUAUAGUGGCGUGAAUAUGUAAUUUUAGUCUAGUGUGAUAUAUUUUGUAAAAUAAAUGAUUUAUUAUUAUUAUUCUAAAAAGAA